Molecule: messenger RNA, 2658 nt
Organism: Folsomia candida
Lineage: Eukaryota; Metazoa; Arthropoda; Collembola; Entomobryomorpha; Isotomidae
Product: transient receptor potential channel pyrexia
Exons: 8
Coding region: 134-2344 (736 amino acids)
Biological process (GO): monoatomic ion transport; transmembrane transport
Cellular component (GO): membrane
Molecular function (GO): monoatomic ion channel activity; protein binding
Source: RefSeq, a predicted model, not a curated record
GGUGCCGGUGUAACCGAAUGCAGAAAUGCAAAUCUUUGUAAUAAUGUAUUUAUAUUCAGACGUACACUCCACAUUCAUAAAUAUUUAGGGCUCACUCCCAGAAGGUUGUAAGUACUGCAGUAAUUAUUCCGGUAUGGACGAGAAAAUUGUCAGUGUGCUGGUUGAGAAUAGCAGAAACCAAAAAUGCGCCCAUGCACCCUUUCCAAUUAGAGGGGACAUACAAGGACCCUGCACAGCUUGUCCUCAGCUUGACCCCAGUCAAGCAGAACUCUUCCAAGAAAUUAAGCAACUCCUUGCAAAUAUUUCCAAGAAGAAUUCCGAAUCUGCGUCAAGUUUGGAUACUCUUCGAUCCCAUUUUUCACAGGAUAAUUCAGAUCGGUCAUACUUUGAAAUUUUGAAUUUGCACAAUUCUUCCAAAGAAGGAGGCUGCGAAACGUUGCUUCAUCUGGCAUCAGAUGCCUCGGAAUAUGAAGCUAUCGAAAUCUUGCUUAAAGCCGGAGCCGAUCCAAACGCCACUAACCGGUGGAACCAACUUCCAUUGCAUACCGUUGUGGACGAAGGAGAUGGAUGUUACUGCCCUGCAUGCAAUCAGAAAAAUGCAAAGUGUGUAGAACUCCUUUUAAGAUAUGGGUCGAAAACGGAUAUAAGGGACUGGGAGGAAGAUACGCCCUUAUCAUGUUCGGCAUUAACAUUGAUGGACGACUGCGCUAGCGUACUUUGGGAAUAUGGAUCUAGUGUUCAUACCCAGAGUAAAAGGCAUGGACGUACUGGUGAGCUAGUAGCAAGUUACAUUCCAGACACGGUGUGCGGCUGGAUGGAUAAGGCAAUCCAACAGCACGACAAGGAAAGGCUGCAAUUACAACUCGAUUUUGGGGUGUUGAUCGGAAGCGUUGAAGGAGAUGGGGCAAAGUACAACAAAGAGACACAUUUUCUGGUGUACAUGAGCAAUGUGCAUCGAAAGGCGAAAGAAAUGCUGCUGCUCCACCCACUUGUCCAAGCAUACGUGUCCCUUAAGUGGGACGUAAUAUCAAUUCUCUUCACUUUCUUGGGACUCGCUUACCUCGGCAUUGCCCUCUUGUACACCUGCUUCAUCAUUUCAUUCUUUCUGUACCACUGUCCCUAUGAGGAAGCCUUAGAUGAAGAUCUCGACAACGGGACUUUGAGUAAACGAGUGACCGCAAGUCAAAAGGCUAAAAUGGCACUUGGACCUUGGGACUUUAGCGAUGGUAGCGAUGACCCAUGUCAUGUGACGCCUUGGAUUUACACCAUGUCUGGUUUUCUUAUCUGUUUCUUGAGUUGCAUGGUCUUAAAUGAAAUAUAUGAGAUGGCACAAGGGUUACAGCGAUACUUCAAAAAUGGACUCAAUUAUGGGUGGCUACUCAUGAUUGUGACUCUUACGUUAAAUGUGCUUCCUGUUUUUGUCAACUUUCAUGGUCAUUGGCAGUAUAUCGUCGCCUCGUUUGGCGUGUUCUUGACAUGGGGAAUGUUUUUGACGCAAAUAGCUCGACACCCAAAGAUUGGAAUUUACGUUGAAAUGCUCGGUAGUAUUGUGGUCGAAUUCUUGGUCUUUUCUGUGACUUAUUUCUCUCUAGUAAUUGGAUUCGCGAUGGCGUUCGCGGUCUUGUUUCCAAACAAUCCAAUGUUUGAAUAUGUGUACGGCUUUCUCCCAUUUGUCAAAGCACUCCUAAUUAUGACUGGGGAACUAGAUUACGAGACUCUUUUUGAUGACGCUGAGAAUCCACGUACCGAUGAUUUGGAGUAUUCGAUUGGAGCUCAUAUAAUUUUUGUCGGAUUUAUAAUUAUUGUCACCAUACUGUUGUCAAAUCUACUGAUUGGCUUGGCCAUUUCAGACGUUCAAGACCUACGAAGCAGAGCAAACUUAUCCCGGACUGAAAGGUUAAUUCAGCAAAUUGACUUGCUUGAGACACUAUUUCAUAAGGAGUGGGUACCUUCGGGUUUGAAAAAUUGGUACAAAAAUCGUUUUUCAAUUAAAUCUGUGUGCGACUUGACCUCUCACGAGGACGAGGAGUAUGGGGAGCAAGAAGAACAGAUAAUUAACAACAACGACGAAGAUGAAGCUAAUAAUUCGGAUAAUAAUCAGGACUCGGACAAGCAAUCACCAUCGGGUGGCUACAAGCGAAUUAUAGGUCCGAUUUAUAAAGGAUUUCAGCCACUGAAAAAGGCGGAGAAAGCAUUACCAGCGGAAUUAAAAGAACAGUUUAUUCGAUUCGUUAAUAAGGACGAGUGUAGUAGUAAAAACAAAAUUGUCGAAGAAAUUCAAGCAGGAAAGUCAAAAUUCUGUAAAAAUUGUACAUUGUUGUUACAGUCAAUGUCGCCAAUGUAAGGAAAAAUUUAAUUUGCAAAUAGCAUAGAAUGAUAAAGUGUCAAAUAAUAUUGAUAUAAUAACUGAAAGCUUUAACUCUUAGCUUUAAGAAUUCGCCAAUUUAAAUCACCUAAAAAUUUCUUGGGGAUAUUUUAAAAACCUUUUCACCCUUGGGUGGAAUUCAAUAUACGUUAGGCAAUGCUUAGGCAAGAGCAAUUAGCCUAAGCAAAUUGAAUUCGAUCCAAAAUAUGUAUGUAUCUUUGCCUAUCUUAGCUUGAAGAAGUUUGGUACAUGUAAAGGAAAGCUUGCCAAUAAAAAUAUUAUAACAACCAAUA